Messenger RNA from Siniperca chuatsi (mandarin fish), 2832 nucleotides. RefSeq names its product nuclear receptor subfamily 4 group A member 2-like. Gene Ontology annotation, cellular component: nucleus; transcription regulator complex. Bases 628 to 2394 code for a protein of 588 amino acids. Lineage: Eukaryota; Metazoa; Chordata; Actinopteri; Centrarchiformes; Sinipercidae. Gene Ontology annotation, molecular function: nuclear receptor activity; RNA polymerase II cis-regulatory region sequence-specific DNA binding; zinc ion binding. The record is from RefSeq and is a predicted model, not a curated record. The transcript has 8 exons. Gene Ontology annotation, biological process: cellular response to corticotropin-releasing hormone stimulus; central nervous system neuron differentiation; regulation of transcription by RNA polymerase II.
UUCUUAUACUAAACAUGUGUUUUAAGAUGUAAAGUGAUGUUCCUCAAUCUAUGUUCAACCACAGAUUAAAGAACAGCUGUUGAAGAUUAUCCUUAUGUUGAAGAUGAUCCUUAUGUUUGAAUACUCAGCUCUGAAUCGUAUUCCCCGUCAAUGCCCAAAGACAUCUGCUUUGUGUAGCAGCCCCGAGGUUUGAUAGUUUAUAUUUUAGAAAUCGCAAUAAAAUUCCUUACAUAUGAUGCAAGAAAGUGGGCCACAAGCAUUAUUUUCAAAUUACAUGAAACACUUUCUGUGCCCACACCAGUCAAUGGCCCACACACGCACACACAGAAAGACACACGCACCACCCCGCCCCUCUGUGGCAUAAUAGGGUUUGGCAUACUGGUGCGCACCACGUAAACAAAAGCACAUUGUCGGUGUCACUGGCAGCCAGUCUGCAAGCCAAGAGUGGGAGAAGUGAACAGUCAUUUCCUUUGCUCUCCAGACAGCGAGUGGACUUUUGUGGUGGUAAGCAACACUACAGCAGAGAUGGGAUUACUUGUCACUGUCCUCCUGCACUGGAUGGAAGUCUGAGGCAAAGUCUAGCGGGCAAUAACAUCCUCUGGAAAAUAAGACAAGCUUUAAGGGGCCAUGCCGUGUGUCCAGACCCAGUGCGGCUCUUCUCCACAAGGAGCCAGCCCGGCCUCUCAGAGCGCCGGCGGAGAGCGCAGCUGCGAUUUCCUCACCCCGGAGUUUGUCAAGUUCAGCAUGGACCUCACUAACAGUGAAAUCUCAGCUGCAACGUCGGGUCCCAGUUUUGGCCCUUUGGGUGACACUUAUGGCUCCGGCUACGACGUGAAGCCCCCGUGUCUCUUCCAAAUACCGGUGCAGGGGGAGCUUCCGUGCGUCAAGGUGGAGGAUGCGCACGGGUGUCCGCGGUAUCAGCCGAAUCAGCAUCACCCGCACCAGUCCGAUGAGCUGCUCUCCUCCCCGGGCUCCGUUUAUUAUUACCGGUCUCCGUCGCCGCACACCCCCAUCACAUCCAACUUCCAAACUCCACCGGGACACAUAUGGGAGGACUCCAACUCUCUGUACAGUUUUCGACAAGACUAUUUGGCGGCGGCGCACAGGAAAAACACACUAUCCAGAUUCUCGCUGUUUUCCCUCAAACACGCGCAACACGGCGGUCAGAGCUUGUCCACCUGCCAAAUGAAAUUUGACGGAUCUCUCCAUGUGUCCAUGAACCUGGACGCAGCCGGGGCGCACCAGCCGCUGGAUAGCCCCGGGGUUUUGGGCUCCACUGCGCUCGGAAAGCAGCCCGGAGUGGGAUUUCCUCGCCCUCUCCAGCUCGCCCACGGCCACCACUUUAUGGACUACCAGACUUCUUCUGCCCCCAACCGAGGACCGCUGAGCGCGGAGGGGCUGUGCGCGGUGUGCGGUGAUAACGCAGCCUGCCAGCACUACGGAGUGCGCACCUGUGAAGGCUGCAAGGGUUUCUUUAAGCGCACGGUACAAAAAAAAGCCAAGUACGUGUGUUUGGCAGCCAAAAGCUGCCAUGUGGACAAACGCAGGAGGAACCGAUGCCAAUAUUGUCGCUUCCAAAAGUGCCUUGCAGUGGGAAUGGUCAAAGAAGUGGUGAGGACAGAUGGUCUGAAAGGUCGAAGGGGUCGCCUGCCAUCCAAACCUAAAGCUGUUCCCGACUCGUCCUCACCUGUUAGCACCCUCCUGAGCGCCCUCAUCAGGGCGCAUGUGGAAUCGAACCCUCCACCUUCUCUCCUUGACUACUUCAAAGUCAAGGAGGGUCCAGGAAGCCUACCAGGAGACGACGCUCAGCAUGUGCGGCAGUUUUACGACCUCCUGACCAGAUCGAUGGAGGUGAUUCGAGGUUGGGCACAGAAGAUCCCGGGCUUCACCUCCCUGCCCAAACACGACCAAGACCUCCUCUUCUACUCGGCUUUCCUGGAGCUCUUCGUUUUACGGCUGUCGUACAGAUCCAACCCAGAGGAAGGGAAGCUGAUCUUCUGCGACGGGUCGGUGUGGCACCGGCUCCAGUGCCUGCGGGGCUUUGGGGAGUGGAUUGACAGCAUCGUUGAAUUCUCCGCUAAUCUGCAGAGGAUGAACCUGGAUGUAUCCACCUUCUCCUGCAUAUGCAGCCUCGCCCUGAUCACCGAGCGGCACGGACUGAAGGAGCCGAAGAAAGUGGAGGAGCUGCAGAACAACAUCGUCCAGUGCUUGAAGGACGGCGACGGAGGCUCAAACUGUUGGGCCAACCAUUUGUCCAGACUUUUGGAAAAGCUGCGUGAACUCCGCACCCUGUGCAUCCAAGGCCUGCAGAGGAUUUUCUAUUUGAAGCUGGAGGAUCUGGUGCCGCCGCCUGCAAUAAUAGAUAAGUUAUUCCUCGACACGUUGCCAUUUUAGAGACAGAAGAGAAUACACACGGGUUUUUUUUCUUCUCAGCAAUGUUAGACUUGCUUUAAUCCCAACAGUCAUUCAUGACAGUCUGACAUCAGCAUCAUUAAAAAACAGUUUAAAAUCUAAGAUUGAGUAUUUUCCUCAAAACAAGUGAAAAUGAGAAUUAUUUCAAGAAUUGUGAUCAAAAUGACCAAUUUUAUUGCUGUCUGCAAGAAAGGAGAAAUUAACUGAUAGUCCUACUUUAUCUUAUUUUUACAUGUUUGGCAGUCUGUUCAACCCACUUCUCAGCCUGUAUAGAGGCAGUUUUGAUACGAGUGUGUCCCACCAUGUUUAGGUUUUUCAUAACAUAUAUUACUGAUUAAUAUGAUAAUAUUCGGUAGACUGUUGUGUUCUCAGAGUAAACUGUCAUUGUCCAUGUUUUAAUGAAUAAAUAAAUCACCGUUA